AGAAAGGGGACUAGACCUGAACAAAACUACAAUUUCUGGUGUGUUGCAGACCGGAAUAAGUCUCUUAAAUGGAGGUUUCUGCCGAAGUUCAGGAAGGUUUACAGCUUGCAGGCGACUCGGGCCACCUUCCAAACGAGGCCUACACGUAUCUUGUCGAGAAGGUUUUCGAAGAUGUCUUUAAACGAGCGAAAGCAAGGUCUUUCCAAGAUGAUGAAAUCCUGCAAUCGUUGGAUGCUGCAGUCUUAAAACAAGCCUAUGGUGCUCUCUCUACAUUAGCACUAGAGGGCGCCAAACAUGAUGCCAACUCAUCAAGUAUUAGCACACUGCUAGAAGACUGUAAAUGGAAUACCGAUAGAACAAACGGCUUCAUCAACGUUUUCCUGGACCAGAAGGAGGAGGUUCGAGUCCUCCUUGGGAACAUCAGGCAGUCUCAUCCACACAUUGUGGAUGUUGACUGGAGACUAGACUACUAUAUGAAGAGCAAUCAUGUUGACAAGAUCAAUGAGGCUUCUUACCUCAUCACACUGAAGACAGAAGAAGGGCUUCAGAAUGCGACAAAGGACGUCCAGUUCUCAUGCUCCUUGGAGCAACUCCAGGACUUGGUUGGAAAGUUGAAAGAUGCUUCGAGAAGUUUAGAGAAGGCGAGUUUGUCGUGAGUUUGACGUCUGUGGGUCAAAAUAGAUGGACAACUUCGGACAACGAAACCAGGGAUCAUCCCAUGGGCCCGGAUGACUCCAAUUUUAGUAAGAUCUUUUAAAACUCAACAAUUUGCAGCCAUUUGGUGGACUAAAAGUUACAAUUUGCUGUAGUACUUUUGGGAAUAAAGGGGUGAACGUUAUAGGAGACGCUGGCCCUUUAAGUUCUCAAUUUUUUACAUGAGUAGAGAGUGGACUCUUUGCAACAUAACAUCCAGGACGUUCGUGGAGCUUCAUCAAGUCUUUAAUUUAAAGAAAAUUGCCACUAGACCAGUGGUCUUUUAGCUCGGAACUUUCGAUAGCCCAGACAUUACUGACCCAGACCCAGCUUGCACUCAACCUAAAAUAUUUCUUUCUUUCUUUCUUUGCAAAAAAUCUGGACAGUUCAAGCCAGGAUGCAACUGUUUCCAAACUCGACUGAUCAAUUUUUAGUGUUAAAAAACUAAAAUGUUUGGAAGACACAAAAUAUGAAUUUUUUUAUUCCUGUUGUUGUAAUAUUUGUUUUUUGU
Asterias rubens (European starfish) is the source of this 1204-nucleotide messenger RNA. Its product is annotated as COMM domain-containing protein 3-like. Bases 69 to 656 code for a protein of 195 amino acids. Lineage: Eukaryota; Metazoa; Echinodermata; Asteroidea; Forcipulatida; Asteriidae. The record is from RefSeq and is a predicted model, not a curated record. The transcript is spliced from 5 exons. Gene Ontology annotation, biological process: sodium ion transport.